AUGACGCAGAGGGGCUGCGGGGGGCCCGAAGGGAGGAGGUCAGGUGAAGGUCUGGAGCUGAAUCUGAGUCACACAGAGAUCAAAGGUCAGAGAUUGAGGCCAGGUCAGGGAGAAAAAAUGGCCACACCUAAAGAAUUGCUCUUGGAAACUUUGGAGGAUUUAGGAGCUGAGGACUUUAAAAAGUUCAAGUGGUACCUGCAGCAGAAGAUCCUUGAAGGCUUCAAAACAAUCCGAAGGUGUCGACUGGAGAAUGCUGACAGAAUGGACACAGUGGAUCAGAUGGUCCAGAACUACUGUAUAUACACUAUUAAAGUGGCCAGAAUGGUUUUGGAGAAGAUAGAGCAGAAUGAACUAGUGAAGAAUUUAUCAAGCCCUGCUUUUGAACCUACAGUAGAGGUUACUAAGGUAGUCAAAGAGGACCACAGUGGUAAAAUGCCAGAUGUGGAUGAGGUUUGUCCUGAGAUGUUGAAGGCUCUGGACAUUGUUAUGCUGUCUUGGUCAGAGAUUCUUGCCCAGUGUCAGCAUAAAGUCAAAUCCAAGCUGAAGAAGAAAUUCCAGUAUUUGUUUGAGAAAAUCACAAAAGCCCGAAACACAAAACUUCUAGUGGAGUUCUACACUGAGAUCUACAUCAUCAUGGAAGAAACUGGAGACAUCAACAAGGCACAUGAGAUCAGACAGAUUGAAACAGCAUCCAGGAAACCAGACAGACCAGAAACAACAAUCAGACAAGAAGACAUCUUUAAAGCCUCAACUGGAAGAGAUGAACCAAUCAGAACAGUGAUGACAAAAGGAUUGGCUGGCAUUGGGAAAACAGUCUUAACACAGAAGUUCACUCUGGACUGGGCUGAAGACAAAGCCAACCAGGACAUACACUUCACAUUUCCAUUCACUUUCAGAGAGCUGAAUGUGCUGAAAAACAAAAAGUUCAGCUUGGUGGAACUUGUUCAUCACUUCUUUACUGAAACCAAAGAAGCAGGAAUCUGCAGGUUUGAACAGUUCCAGGUUGUGUUCAUCUUUGACGGUCUGGAUGAGUGUCGACUUCCUCUGGACUUCCACAACACUGAGAUCCUGACUGAUGUUACAGAGUCCACCUCAGUGGAUGUGCUGCUGACAAACCUCAUCAGGGGGAAACUGCUUCCCUCUGCUCGCCUCUGGAUAACCACACGACCUGCAGCAGCCAAUCAGAUCCCUCCUGAGUGUGUUGGCAUAGUGACAGAGGUCAGAGGGUUCACUGACCCACAGAAGGAGGAGUACUUCAGGAAGAGAUUCAGAGAUGAGGAGCAGGCCAGCACCAUCAUCUCCCACAUCAAGACAUCACAAAGCCUCCACAUCAUGUGCCACAUCCCAGUCUUCUGCUGGAUCACUGCUACAGUUCUGGAGGAUGUGUUGAAAAGCAGAGAGGGAGGAGAGCUGCCCAAGACCCUGACUGAGAUGUACAUCCACUUCCUGGUGGUUCAGGCCAAACUGAAGAAUGUCAAGUAUCAUGGAGGAGCUGAGACAGAUUCACACUGGAACCAAGAAAACAGGAAGAUGAUUGAGUCUCUGGCAAAACUGGCUUUUGAGCAGCUGCAGAAAGGCAACCUGAUCUUCUAUGAAUCAGACCUGACAGACUGUGGCAUCGAUAUCAGAGAAGCCUCAGUGUGCUCAGGAGUGUUCACACAGGUCUUUAGAGAGGAGAGCGGUCUGUACCAGGACAAGGUGUUCUGCUUCGUCCAUCUGAGCGUUCAGGAGUUUCUGGCUGCUCUUCAUGUCCAUCUGACAUUCAUCAAGUCUGGAGUCAAUCUGCUGGCAGAAGAACAAACAAAAUCCCAGAAGUCUGAAACUAAUCAAGAAUCUGCAGGGACAUGUCUCUACCAGAGUGCUGUGGACGAGGCCUUAAAGAGUCCAAAUGGACACCUGGACUUGUUCCUCCGCUUCCUCCUGGGUCUUUCACUGCAGACCAAUCAGACUCUCCUACGAGGUCUGCUGACACAGACAGGAAAUAGCUCACAGGCAAAUCAGGAAACGGUCAAGUACCUCAAGAAGAAGAUCAGAGAGAAUGUGUCUGCAGAGAGAAGCAUCAAUCUGUUCCACUGUCUGAAUGAACUGAAUGAUCGUUCUCUAGUGGAGUAUAUUCAACAGUACCUGAGAUCAGGAAGAGUCUCCAGGCAGAAACUGUCUCCUGCUGAAUGGUCAGCUUUAGCCUUCAUCUUACUGUCAUCAGAAAAAGAUCUGGACGUGUUUGACCUGAAGAAAUACUCUGCUUCAGAAGAGGCUCUUCUGGGGCUGCUGCCAGUGGUUAAAAACUCCAAGAAAGCCCUACUGAGUGGCUGCAACCUCUCAGAGGAAAGCUGUGAGGCUCUGUCCUCAGUUCUCAGUUCCCAGUCCUCUAAUCUGAGAGAUCUGGACCUGAGUAACAACGACCUGCAGGAUUCAGGAGUGAAGCAGCUGUCUGUUGGACUGAAGAGUCCAGACUGCAGACUGGAAACUCUCAGAGUGAAUAUAUGUAACAUCACAGACAGAAGCUGUGCAGCUCUGUCUUCAGUUCUCAGUUCCCAGUCCUCUAGUCUGAGAGAUCUGGACCUGAGUAACAACAACCUGCAGGAUUCAGGAGUGAAGCAGCUGUCUGUCGGAUUGAGGAGUCCAGACUGCAGACUGGAAACUCUCAGUUUGUCAGGAUGUCUGAUCACAGGGGAAGGCUGUGCUUCUCUGGCCUCAGCUCUGAGCUCCAACCCCUCCCAUCUGAGAGAGCUGGACCUGAGCUACAAUCAUCCAGGAGACUCAGGAGAGAAGAUCCUGUCUGCUGGACUGGAUGAUCCACACUGGAGACUGGACUCUCUCAGCCUGCAGCCUGCUGGAGUCCAGUGGUUGGCAUCAGGUCUGAGGAAGUACGCUUGUGAACUGGAACUGGAUCCAAACACAGCAAACAGAAAACUCAAACUGUCUGACAACAACAAGAAGAUGACACAUGUGAGGGAGAAGCAGCCAUAUCCUGAUCAUCCAGACAGAUUUGAUCGCUGUCCUCAGCUGCUGUGUAGAGAUGGUCUGACUGGUCGCUGUUACUGGGAGGUCGAGUGGACAGGAGAGGUUCAUGUAUCAGUGACUUACAGAGGAAUCAGCAGGAGAGGAAACAGGGCUGACUGUGUGUUUGGGAGGAAUGAUCAGUCCUGGAGUCUGAGGUGCUCUGCUGGUGGUUAUUUUGCCUGCCACAAUAACACAGAAACACAUAUACUCUCCUCCUCCUCCUCCUCCUCCUCCUCCUCCUCUGUCUCUCACAGAGUAGCAGUGUAUGUGGACUGUCCUGCUGGCACUCUGUCCUUCUUUAGAGUCUCCUCUGACACACUGAUCCACCUCCACACCUUCAACACCACAUUCACUCAGCCUCUGUAUGCUGGGUUUGGGUUUAGGUUCCGCAUCUUGUCUGUCAGUUAUGGUUCUUCAGUGUCUCUGUGCUCUCUGUUGGAGGAACAGUCUCCUUAA
This is a messenger RNA of Scomber japonicus (chub mackerel), 3459 nucleotides long. Its product is annotated as NACHT, LRR and PYD domains-containing protein 3-like. Bases 1 to 3459 code for a protein of 1152 amino acids. Gene Ontology annotation, molecular function: protein binding. The transcript has 10 exons. NCBI's taxonomy places the organism in Eukaryota, Metazoa, Chordata, Actinopteri, Scombriformes, Scombridae. The record is from RefSeq and is a predicted model, not a curated record.